Messenger RNA from Aspergillus ochraceoroseus IBT 24754, 1614 nucleotides. Its product is annotated as SANT/Myb-like DNA-binding domain-containing protein. The transcript is spliced from 2 exons. The record is from RefSeq and is a predicted model, not a curated record. NCBI's taxonomy places the organism in Eukaryota, Fungi, Ascomycota, Eurotiomycetes, Eurotiales, Aspergillaceae. Bases 408 to 1403 code for a protein of 331 amino acids.
CAUUUCGAAUCCGUGAUCCCGUUUAUUAUCGGUCCAAUUACCUUAUUGCGAUAUUGUACCUCUUCUGGGGGGUUUUUUUUUUUUCAAUUUUCUUCUAACGUUGAGGUAGAGUCGUGAGUGCCGUCUUGAUUUGGGCUAAAAACGAGUCCGGGGUGCUUCAGGUUUUGGUCCAGUACAUGGCGGUCGCAGCCCAUCGAUCAUCAUUCUGACCACGACACGACACGACGAGACAGCAACAUCGUUUAGAUUCAACCCCCCAGAGAAUAUCGGCGUCAUAUAUAUUCCCUCGUUUUAGGCUCCCUCAAGAAACAUCGCUAUUGACAUAUAUUCGUCACAUUUUGUUCAAACCCAUCUCGAUAGUAGCUCGGUAGCCUGCCAGGGCUUCUACGCUCUAUCAGUACCGAUGUAUGUCCGCGACGCUGGCGGAUCCGUAUCGAGACUAUGCCAUUGAUUACUCUCAACAUGCUAGCUGCAAACCUGAGGAACAUGAAGGCACGCUCGUCUACCAUUCACAGCAACCACAUAUUCAACACCCGAAACACACGGACACUCCUUUUGCUCAAGGAAAUUCGCACGGCACGGCAUUUGAGCAGCAUCAUGCAAAUGCGACCGUACUCCCGGCCGCGACACCCCAGCCACCAGUCCAUGAUAUCUCGCAAACUGUUGUCCUCAACCAGACUCAAAUGCUCCCACGCCAGCUUCCGGUGCAGUACCCGACUGCCAACUUCGACCUCUCAUCAUCUGUUCAGCGUGGCAAGAAGAGACCGCAUUCCGAAACCGAGCCAGAGGGUGGUAACACAGAUCAUGGGAUCAGGCAGUUACCAGUCCUUCCACCAGAUGCAACUUCUGAACCGACCCAUUCCCCUGAAAUACUCUUUGGAGUGCAUGGUGAGCCAUCCCAGCAUCAUCCGAUGCAAAGCCACAGUUUCGGACCAGCCGAUUCCAUGGCCCUCCCCCAACAUCACCACCACCACCAUCUCCCCCCUCAUGCGUCGCUUCGGGCAACGGAACGUCACGGCAUGAAUGUCGAGUCAUCGCCUCUGCCCUCUGGUCCCCCGAGUGUCGUGGGCCAACCGGGGAUGCCUGACCCGGCUCCUCGUCCGCGGGGCCCCAAACUAAAGUUUACCCCGGAGGAAGAUGCUUUAUUAGUGGAAUUGAAAGAAAAUAAAAAUUUAACGUGGAAGCAAAUUGCCGACUUUUUUCCUGGUCGAACGAGUGGUACCUUGCAGGUUCGUUACUGCACCAAAUUGAAAGCCAAGGACGUGGCUUGGAGUGACGAAAUGGUGCAACGGCUGCAACGCGCUAUGCAGGAAUACGAAAAUGAUCGCUGGCGUAUCAUUGCGGGAAAAGUUGGCAAUGGCUUCACACCAGCAGCUUGUCGAGAGAAGGCAACUCAGCUCUAAAGGGAGUUGGUUGUAAUGGAUGAAGUUACGGAAUUUUCAUGGAUGGAUACGGACUUUGCUCAUUUCCCACAUUACUAUUUUCUCUUUUUCUUUUCCUUUCCCCUCUUCCAUUCCCUUCUUACCAUUCUUCUUCCCUCUUGUUCACUUCUUAUUUAUUUAUUUUUUUUUCAACCCCUUUGACCUACUUUCCUUGGCAGGUUGUACAAAGGGG